Messenger RNA from Trichogramma pretiosum, 3822 nucleotides. Its product is annotated as DNA excision repair protein ERCC-6-like. The record is from RefSeq and is a predicted model, not a curated record. Lineage: Eukaryota; Metazoa; Arthropoda; Insecta; Hymenoptera; Trichogrammatidae. Gene Ontology annotation, cellular component: nucleus. Gene Ontology annotation, biological process: transcription-coupled nucleotide-excision repair. Gene Ontology annotation, molecular function: ATP binding; ATP-dependent chromatin remodeler activity. The transcript has 12 exons. Bases 315 to 3818 code for a protein of 1167 amino acids.
AUCUCGCAUGUUGAGACUUGAGUCCGCCUUAUCGUCUCUACAUUCUUGUGUAUACAUCAGUUCAUUGAAUGAAGUUGGCAUGAAUGAUAUUCGGUGCCAUCGAGUCGUUUCAUUUUGUAAUUAAAUUAACGUGAAACUUAUGCCCUUGUUAUUUGAAAAUAAUUAGUCAUUUACGGAGAUAAUUUUGUUCGAUCGAUGCGAACUUAACCUCUGCUUGCAUAGUUUGUUUACUAGACUUUUUUCAUUGUUCUACUGUGAUUGAGAAGACUGACAGUGAUACUGAUACCCCCGGUUGGCGUUAAAAUAAUUAUGAAAUGGAAAUGGAGAUAGAAUCUCAAAAUACCGAUGAUGUCAAUGAUAUUACGAAGGUCCUAUCGGUACAAAAUGAAGACAGUGUUAUUCGAGAAGCUUCCAAAAAAAUCGAUGAAAUCGUGCAAAAUAAGGCCAAUUCUAAACAAUCUAUCCUUGCCAGUCAGAAAAAAUUUGUUAUUGAAAAUUCCAAGAACAAUGAAAGUAGUAUUUUGAAAACUCAGUUGCAAAAACAAGUUGAAACUGGAGAAAUCACACCUUUUCAAGCUGCCAAAAAAGAGUUAGAUGAUAAAAAUAAAUUGGGAAAAACUUUAAAAGAACCUACUCAGCUUCUAGACUUUGAAAAAUACCUGCAAGAGCAAGCAGAGCUCGCCAAUCAAAGAAGAUUAUUAAAAAAGAAAAAGGUGCAGGGUAAACAAAAAAAUGUAAUUCCAACAAAGAAGAAAAAAAUAUCUGAAUUCAAUGGCUGUGAUGCAACCAAAACUGAUGUCCCAAAAGUAAAACAAUUUGAAGAAAAACGUGAAAAUGUUAUUUCUACUAUUAAAAAAUCAAAUGAUUCCAUACAAAAUCGAUCAUGUAUUAAAGCUGACAAUUUAAACAAACCAAGCACAUCAACAUGUAAUAAUAAAAACAAGCCUUCGAAAAGAAAAUAUUCUGCAAAUGAAAAUGAUGAUGAAUCAGGAAGUGAAUAUUUUCCAAGCGAUGAUUAUGAUUCAGACCAAAAAGAUACUGAAAAAACAAAACGUAAAAAAAAAGCUUGUGCGUCAAAGAGCCAAAAUACUCAAAACAAAAGAGUCCUAGAUGAUGGAGAUGAAGAUAUUUACAAAGAAAGAGUAGAAUCAAGUGGUUAUAAAAAAAAUGAACCCUUGCAUAAAGUGGAUAAGAUCUUCAAAGUUCCUCAAAAAAUAUGGAAGAAUUUAUUCAAAUAUCAACGAGUAGCUGUAGAAUGGUUAUGGGAAUUGCAUUCCAGAAAUCUGGGGGGUUUAUUGGGAGAUGAAAUGGGAUUAGGUAAAACUGUUCAAGUCAUUGCAUUUCUAGCUGGAUUAGAUUGCAGUGACUUACUUUCAGAUGGUGGAAGGUUCAGAGGUCUAGGACCAACAAUUAUUGUUUGUCCUGCCACUCUACUAGAACAAUGGGUUAAACAUUUUCAUGAUUGGUGGCCAACUUUUCGGGUUGUUAUGUUUCAUCAAUCAGGAACAUUUCAAGGUGAUUUAGAAGAAUUACUCUACACUAUGAGAGAUGGUGGGAUUCUGGUAAUUUCAUACACAGGUGUUGUCAUUCAUCAAGAGUUACUCACAAAAUUUAAAUGGCAGUAUGUUAUAUUAGAUGAAGGACACAAAAUAAGAAAUCCAGAAGCUAAAGCCAGUAAAGUUGUCAAACGAUUUUUAACACCACAUCGUCUUCUAUUAACCGGAAGUCCUAUGCAAAACUCUUUAAAGGAAUUAUGGUCUCUUUUUGAUUUCAUUCUACCUGGAAAACUUGGAACUUUGCCUGCAUUUAUGGAGCACUGCGCCGGUCCAAUAACGAGAGGGGGAUAUGCAAAUGCAUCUAGAUUACAAGAAAUAACAGCUUUCCAGGUGGCCACUAUGUUAAAGGAAGCAAUUACUCCGUACAUGCUGAGGAGAACGAAAUAUGAUGUACAGCAUCACAUCAAUUUGCCAACAAAAAAUGAACAAGUUCUGUUUUGCAGUUUGACAGAAGAACAAAGAGAAUUGUAUGAAGCGCAUUUGCGUUCUGAGGAUGUAUCUAUGAUUUUGCAUCAAAAACGUGGUGAUGGACAAUAUAGAGCUAGGAUGCUUGUAGCAUUAACAGCUUUAAGGAAAAUUUGUAACCAUCCGGAUUUGUAUCUGUAUGAUGACGGCAAUGACGCGAUUGAAGAAGAUGUAGAGGAGGAUGAACUCCAAGUAGAUGAAAAUGCAUCGGAAAAUUUUGGUCAUUGGAAACGUUCGGGAAAAAUGACAGUUGUACGUUCUCUUUUGAAAAUAUGGAAAAAGCAAGGGCAUCGAGCUCUAUUAUUUACCCAAAGUAGACAGAUGCUGUAUGUUUUGGAAAGUUUGAUCCUAAAAGAAAAUUAUACUUAUUUAAGAAUGGAUGGUACUACUCCAAUGAGCCAGCGUCAGUCCGUUAUUUCUAAAUUUAACAAUGAUGAAAAUUACUUCAUCUUUUUGCUAACUACUAGAGUGGGAGGAUUAGGCGUAAAUUUAACAGGAGCCAAUAGGGUGAUCAUUUACGAUCCUGAUUGGAAUCCAGCUACCGAUGCUCAAGCACGAGAGCGUUCGUGGAGAAUAGGUCAAGACAAAGAUGUAACAAUUUAUCGUCUUAUAACUGCCGGAACAAUCGAAGAAAAGAUGUAUCACAGACAAGUGUUCAAGAUACUUUUAUCGAACAGAGUCCUCGAAGAUCCUCGUCAACGUCGAUUGUUCCACACUUCCGAGUUGACGGAACUUUUCAAUUUGAACGUACCCUUGAAUGGGGAUAAAAGUGAAUCGGACAAACUGUUUCGUUCUUCUAAAGUAUCACCCGGUCAACCAAAUUUUAGUUCUAGUAAAAUAGAAGCUAUGAAAAAACUCGCGUCUGAGCUAAGCAAAAAGAUCGCUCAGAAAGCUUCUUCUAAUUCUGAAAAUUCUGAAAAGUCGAUUAAAAGAAAAAAGAAUCAGUUGGAAAUGAAAAAAGAAACAGAUAAAAGAAAUGUUGAUUCCACCGUAACUUCUAAAAAUAAUAAGACUGAAACUAUUACCAAAGCUGCCUAUGAUCUCGCAAUUCCUAGUAAUAUUAACUCCGAAAAUAUAAUCGAUGAAAAUAUCAACAAAACUGCAGAAGACAUUUCUGUUAAUACAGAUAUUGAAAAUAAAACUAUUAAAAAUAAGAAUAAAGAAGGUGAAGAAAAUCACGAUAAGCUAUUGACAAAUGGUGAUAGCAACGAUAUAGAAAUUGAUACAAGUAAAACCGAUGUUCACAAUUCAAGAAUGGAAACUUCCUCAGAUCAUCAAAUUACUGCAAAUAAACAAGAUUGUUUGGAGGAAGGAGAAAUUAAAGAUCAAACCUCUACAGAGACAAAAAAAAGAUCUCGUAAUAAAAUUGAGGAGGAGAAAAAAGAAACUAAACGACACAAAAAAUCAAAAAAACAAAAAAAAAUUAAAUCAGAAAAUACUGUUUCAGCUUUGUUUGAAGGUGAACGAAUUUCAUGUUUAAUCGGACGUCGUUUAGGAAAACCAGAGCAAGAGCCCGUAGUAAACGAAGAUGAUCAAUAUGUUCUUUCUAAAUUAUUUUCGAAGUCAGCUGUUUGUUCUGCAUUUCAACAUGAGUCAGUAUUAUCUAAUGCAGUACUAAAUCCUGAUGAAGAAACACCUCUGCAGAGAGCGGCAAAGAAAGAAGCGUCUGAGAAAAUGGAUCAUAUAAGACAAUCUCGUAAAUGGUGCUGGAGACCUGGUUGGGAUAAUCCACCCGAAGAACAAGAAGAGUAUGCGGAUGAUGAUGAAAAUAUUGAUGAAGAGGAAGACGAUGAAUAAGUCU